UCAUCCUCAUAAAAUACAUUCCCAAAUUAACUGUAGUAUUGAAAACAAUUAUUUCAGUAAUUUUUUUCUUAAGGUUAUCAAUUGUUUAGGGUUAAACUACAGAUUAAAUGGAGAUGUAAUCUUCGGACUAGUUGUUGAAUUGUAUUUUUUUUGCUGAUAAUAUAAUUCUUCCAAUGGUCAAUUUUUUAUUUUAGUGAUUCAACACGUGGUUUUAACAUAUUUUCACUAUUUCAACUUAAUGUAUUAUUUAAUUCUUGAUUAAUCCAAUAAUCUCGAUUAUCCAUUAUUUUAUAAUAUAUUUUUCUCACAAUGGCGUUUACUGAUAACUUGGCUCUCAUCAGUGUAUCAGAUAAAACAGGAUUGUUGGAUUUGGCAAAAAGUUUGGUAGAUGCUGGUUUCAAAUUGUUAGCAAGUGGUGGAACUGCAUCUUUUAUUGAGAAUGACGGAAAAUUACAAGUUACAAGUGUUUCUGAAUUCACUGGUGCACCAGAAAUACUUGGAGGACGAGUAAAAACUUUACAUCCUGCCAUUCAUGGAGGAAUACUGGCUCGUUUAACACCAGCUGACCAAAAUGAUUUGAAGAAAAAUAAUUUCAGUUUUAUAAAGAUAGUAGUAUGUAACCUAUAUCCAUUUGAAAAAGUUGUUACUCUAUCAGAUACUAAAAUUGAAGAUGCUGUUGAAAAUAUUGAUAUUGGAGGUGUAACACUUUUGCGGGCUGCUGCAAAAAAUCAUGAACGUGUUACUGUUCUUUGUGAUCCUGCUGAUUAUUUGGAAAUAGCUAAAGAAAUAUCAUUGACCAAAGAUACACUUUUAGAAACACGUAAAAAAUUAGCUUUAAAAGCAUUUACACAUACUGCCAUAUAUGAUGAUUGCAUAUCAGAUUAUUUCCGGAAGAAAUUUGCCUGUGGAGAAAGCCAAAUGAGUUUAAGAUAUGGGAUGAAUCCUCAUCAAUCUCCAGCACAGCUUUUUAUAACGGAAACAAAAUUACCACUUAAAGUAAUUAAUGGUUCACCGGGAUACAUUAAUUUAUGUGAUGCUUUUAAUAGUUGGCAACUAGUUAAGGAACUCAAAGAAGUUACUGGUCUUCCAGCUGCUACUUCAUUUAAACAUGUCAGUCCAGCAGGAGUAGCUUUAGGCAUACCAUUAAAUAAGAUUGAAGCACAAUUAUGUAUGGUUAGUGAUCUACUUGAAAUAAUGACUCCACUUGGAUCAGCAUAUGCUCGUGCUAGAGGUGCUGAUCGUAUGUCUUCAUAUGGAGAUUUCAUUGCUUUAUCACACCCUUGUGAUUUAGUUACAGCUAAAAUAAUUUCUAGAGAAGUCUCUGAUGGUAUAAUUGCUCCUGGAUAUAGUGAUGAAGCUUUAAAUUUGCUAAAGAAAAAGAAAACUGGAAAUUAUUGUGUUUUACAAAUAGAUCCAGCCUACUCACCUAAAUCUGUUGAGCGUAAAGUUUUGUUUGGAAUGACACUAGAACAAAAACGUAAUGAUGCAAAAAUCAAUGAGAAUCUUUUUAAUAAUGUUGUAACGAAAAGACAAGACAUAACUGAAGCAGCUAUCCGUGAUUUAAUUCUUGCUACAGUAACAUUAAAAUACACACAGAGUAAUUCAGUAUGUUAUGCUUAUAAAGGGCAAGCCAUUGGAAUUGGAGCUGGACAACAAUCUAGAAUUCACUGCACUAGAUUAGCUGGUGAUAAAGCUGAUAAUUGGUGGCUCAGACAACAUCCAUUGGUCUUAGGUAUGCAAUUUAAAAAAUCUAUUAAAAGAGCUCAAAUAUCAAAUGCCAUUGAUGAUUAUAUUGGUAACACUAUUGGUAUUGGCCUGUCUCGUGCGAGAUGGGAAAGUAUGUUUGAAGUAGUUCCUGCUGAAUUAACUUCAGAAGAAAGACGUUCCUGGUCUAAAAAAUUGAAAGGUGUCGCUUUAUCAUCUGAUGCAUUUUUCCCAUUUAGUGAUAAUAUUGAAAGAGCUGUUCAGAGUGGAGUUGAGUUUAUUGCUUGUCCAUCUGGCUCAACAAAUGAUCAAGAAGUGAUAGACUACUGCAAUGAACAAAAUAUUAUAUUGGCCCACACUAAUUUAAGAUUAUUCCAUCAUUGAAUUGGUGACAAGUUUCUUUAAAUUUUAAAUUUUUUACUAAAAAUUAAACAAUGUAAUUUUAAUUAAACUAUAUGUUCAUUGGUUGCAUAUGUGAUUAAUACUGAGUAGUUUAAAUACAUUGGACUGUUUCUAGCAUA
Messenger RNA from Sipha flava (yellow sugarcane aphid), 2225 nucleotides. Its product is annotated as bifunctional purine biosynthesis protein PURH. The record is from RefSeq and is a predicted model, not a curated record. The transcript is spliced from 9 exons. Gene Ontology annotation, cellular component: cytosol. Gene Ontology annotation, molecular function: IMP cyclohydrolase activity; phosphoribosylaminoimidazolecarboxamide formyltransferase activity. NCBI's taxonomy places the organism in Eukaryota, Metazoa, Arthropoda, Insecta, Hemiptera, Aphididae. The coding region runs from base 310 to 2088 and encodes 592 amino acids. Gene Ontology annotation, biological process: 'de novo' IMP biosynthetic process.